Daucus carota subsp. sativus is the source of this 818-nucleotide messenger RNA. RefSeq lists its product as uncharacterized. Gene Ontology annotation, biological process: regulation of transcription by RNA polymerase II. Lineage: Eukaryota; Viridiplantae; Streptophyta; Magnoliopsida; Apiales; Apiaceae. The record is from RefSeq and is a predicted model, not a curated record. The transcript is spliced from 5 exons. Bases 206 to 613 code for a protein of 135 amino acids. Gene Ontology annotation, cellular component: nucleus; NuA4 histone acetyltransferase complex.
UUGGAGAUGCUCUUACCUGUACACAUUGGAUCGCCAUACCUAGCUCAGCUCCUCUUGGUGAUGAAAGAAAUCCAUCAUUCCACGACUUCCAUCUCCGUGCAGAAAAACAACGAAUAAUUUAACCAAACAUAUACGGAACACAAACACACAUGUUGCAUCAGGAUCCUACAUUUGUUCAGUGCGGAGUCUUGAUAGAAAAAGAAAAAUGACGGGGCUGGAUGGAGAAAUUGGAACAGAAGAAGAAGGCAUGUCUGCACAUUCCCCUUGUAAAAAUCUACCUUCAUUUUCUUCUUCCGCUGAAAAGGAGCAAUUACAAGUUGAAGUGGAGCUUAAGCUUUUAGAAGCUCUUGAAAUCUAUCCUCUCGUCAAAUUAUGCGGAAUACAUCGCCAUUUUGUUCUUUUUGGGCUGACCGAAUAUUUGCAGAGAAGCUUAAAAAGACAGUUCUCUCCUUCCGAGGUUCUGCAGUUGCUAGACCGUUUCUACAAUCUAGAUAUGCUGGAACCGGAAUAUGAGGAUAUUGAAUUACUUAACCAAGAAGAAGAUUUCUGCCUUCCACGGAGUUUCUUUGUCAAGGAAGAACUUCUGAAUUCUACCACAAUUGGCGGUAUAUAAAUGAGACAGAGAAGACUUGUGAUAUUUUAUUUAUCUUUCUGUACGGUGUGAUCUUGUCAAGUCGCGGUGCAUUUGACUUUUGUGAUCAUGUAGUAUCUCAUGUUCUCAAGCAGUUUGUCUUGCUACAAUAGUUUCGGGAUUUAGAAUAAAAGACGGAAGUGUCAAGAUUCUAUAUUUGCCUAUAUAUAUGUUCUUUUGACUCAAA